GGAGGAAAGGCACACGGAGUCUGCGCAACGUUGCUACACCCGACCGUACGAAGUUUCUGGAUAUCCGUUCGCAGCAGUAGGAACGCAAAAAGCUUUAUAUUGAAGGAGAACUCCACAGUGCUGCGCCAGUUUGAUGGGGGAGGAUGACAUCAUCUUCACCACCAGAGUUUUUCGACAAGGACGGCGUGCCCAUACGCUUCAAAAAGAGGAAAGCUCGCUUCACCUUCAGCGAGGUGCACAUCCUUCUGGACGAGGUCCGCAAGCACCGCCACAUUGUUGUCGGCAAGUUCAACUAUGGUGUGCCGGCGACGGUAAAGAAGCGCACCUGGGCAGAGAUCACCGCCCGCAUCAACGAGAUUGGCGAGUGUGAGCGCGAGGUCGUGGAGGUCAUCAAGAAGUGGGCGGACCUGAAGUGCGAAACCAAGCGCAAGGUGGCGGCCGUCCGCACGGGGUUCGUCAGCUUCCCAGGCAGCCGCUACCUGCGCGACUUCUCGCCCACGGAGAACAUCGUCCGGCAGAUCCUGGAGCUGGACAGCAAGAAGGGAGGAGGACACCGACCCGGCAGCGGAAACCGAAACGGCAAGAGUACGGCAAAAGGGUCGGGUGAAGAUGAUGACGGGGCCGGGGAGGAAGACGAUGACAUGGACAUUAUGCCGGGGAUGGGCCUCAUGCCCAGCUCGCCUGAAACAGGGGAAGGAGAUGGAGGGGUGGGCACAGGUGCCAUGGACUCACCCUCCACCAUGCCACCCCCUCUGGAAACAUCUUCAUCCACACCUGUGCCUUCCACCUCCGCCAUGUCUACACCGCCACCGCUGCCAGGCUCAAAAGACACGAGCGCCGAGCGGGAGUCUGUGUUUGAUAGCUCUGGAGAUCUGUCAGAAGACCCGUUUGAAAUGAGUUUUGAAAUGCCGAUUGCAGAAGACAGCAGUCAGCAGGUGGACUCCGAUGACGACCAACGUGACAGCUCGCGACCGUCCACUUCAACUCCCACCCCCGCUGCCAACGCCGGCCCCAGCAAUAGCAACACACGCAGCAGCGCUGGAGCCGCGCACCGCUCAAAGACGCUCUCCCUUCCGCUCCCUUCUUCUUCUUCCUCUUCGGCUCCCCCUCCAGCCUCUGUGCCCUCCCCCUGUGUCCAGGCUCCGGAGCGGGGCGGCGUUGGCGUGUGCAGCGUGGACGUGGGCCAGGCGGCGGUGAUGAGCGUGCAGGAGCAGCACAUGAGCACCGCGCUGCUGGAGACGGUGUCGCGCUCACUGGAGCUGCUGUCCGAGUCGGUGCAGCAGCUGGCCGAGACGCAGCAGGAGUUCGCGCGCGAGUCGCUGCAGCUGCAGCGCGACACCGUCCAAGUGCUGCGCGACUUCGCCACCGGCGCCAUGACACUCAUGCACGACAAGCUCAACGGCCGCCCCGCGCUAUAGCCGUGGCAACCAAAACUCGUGCUGUAGCCACGGCAACUGACCCACGCCAAACCCCUGGGUUCAUGGACGAAGACGCUCUUUCGUGACGGACGGCGGCCGUGCUACAGCCAUGGCAGCCAAACCCGUGCCACCCCUGGUGUCGUGCUCGGAGACGACCAUUCAUGACGGGCGGCGCCCCCGGUGCUCGGUGCUGUAGACAAAGCAACCCGUCACGCGUCGUAGCCGUGGAGAUCUUGCCAGCCUUGGCGACAUGUUUUUGGUUGCUAGGACAGCUCAAACUGUUUGACUCGAACCCGCGGCCUUGGGAAAGGGAAGGCGGGUAUGUCAGCAAGGAGGCUUGAGUCUAUGACCAACAAGCCCAGUGGACUGGACGGCACAGCAGCCAUGGGCCAUGCUUGGUGUGGUGGACUGCCGUAUCAGCACUAUUAUAGCCUGAGCAGCGGGCUCCAGGGGACUGCAGGAUCCACAGCAGACAUCAGCCUUAAACAGCCUC
Messenger RNA from Clupea harengus (Atlantic herring), 1911 nucleotides. Its product is annotated as TSC22 domain family protein 1-like. Gene Ontology annotation, cellular component: nucleus. NCBI's taxonomy places the organism in Eukaryota, Metazoa, Chordata, Actinopteri, Clupeiformes, Clupeidae. The coding region runs from base 144 to 1418 and encodes 424 amino acids. The record is from RefSeq and is a predicted model, not a curated record. The transcript has 5 exons.